Molecule: messenger RNA, 2349 nt
Organism: Neodiprion virginianus
Lineage: Eukaryota; Metazoa; Arthropoda; Insecta; Hymenoptera; Diprionidae
Gene: Pfrx
Product: 6-phosphofructo-2-kinase/fructose-2,6-bisphosphatase 1
Exons: 6
Coding region: 720-2120 (466 amino acids)
Biological process (GO): fructose 2,6-bisphosphate metabolic process; fructose metabolic process
Cellular component (GO): cytosol
Molecular function (GO): fructose-2,6-bisphosphate 2-phosphatase activity; 6-phosphofructo-2-kinase activity; ATP binding
Source: RefSeq, a predicted model, not a curated record
CAUUAAAAGUCUCAAGGCUUUCGCACAGGAAGGCGGGCCAGACACGCGCAUGGCCACGACUAAACUUUAGAACCCGUAGUCAGCUCCGUACGUAUCUACGUUGAUUCGUGGAGUUUAGUACGAGCCUGACGCUCGCUGGUUCGGCUGGUUCGCCUUCUUUUUGUGCGUGUCCGCAACGUGAGGUAAAGUGAACAUUCCGUCGGGUGCCUGAAUAAUCAUACAUACGUACGUACCUCCUGCAACGACGUUUGGCGACGAAGACAGCUCAGACUCGUGGAUAAAAAUAAAAAAAAAUAAAAAUAGAGAAGAAUAUAAAAAUAAAAACUGUAUAUAUAUAUAUAUACAUAUAUUAAUUAAUAUGCGUUUGUAAAAUUAUUCGACAACUCUUCGUCUGUGGCUGGUACACACAAGUUCGUACAAAAGUAGCUCGUCGCGUAUUUAUUUCUUACGACGAAUCGUCAUGCGGAAAUCGAUGACGGAGGAAAGGUGGUACAAACGAGAAGAAUAUUAGUUUGCGACGAAAAAAAAAAAAAGAAAAGAAACUCCAGUUACCUAGAGGAAGUAAUUUACGAAAUAUAUUUUGAUAAAGAAGUGAAUUCUACUAGACGGUGAUACGAGGGAACGAUUCGUUCUUGGAGUCGAAUCUUAUUUCAAGUUUUCUUGAAACGAAAAUAACAGAGAGAGAGAGAGAGAGAGAGAGAAAAGAAAAAGUCGAAAAAAUGUCCAAGCCCGCAAUUGAGAUGCAUUACACACCGCCGACUUCGGACACUAUUCAGACAAAGCCCUUUCCUAUCAGAGGGGAACGUUCAAAUUACGUGAACAAGCCACACGUAAUAGCCAUGGUUGGGCUGCCGGCACGGGGUAAAACUUAUAUAUCGAAAAAGCUGUGCCGAUACUUGAAUUGGAUCGGUAUAAAUACGAAAGUAUUUAAUUUGGGGGAAUACCGGAGGCAUGCGACAACGGCAUAUCAAUGUCACGAGUUUUUCAGACCUGACAAUAUCAAAGCGAUGGCGAUAAGAACGCAAUGUGCCAUUGACGCAUUGAACGACGUUUGCCAAUGGUUGGAAAACGGCGACGGCGAAGUCGCGGUUUUCGACGCAACGAAUUCGACCAUCGAGAGGAGAAGGAUGAUACACGACAUUGUCGUUAGAAAAAUGGGUUUCAAAUUGUUUUUCGUCGAGUCUGUUUGCAACGAUCCCGAAAUCGUUGAACAAAAUAUAAUGGAGGUAAAAGUAAGCAGUCCUGAUUACACCGACAUGAACAAGGAAGCCGUAUUAGCUGACUUUAUGAUGCGGAUAGAACAUUAUCAAGAGAAGUAUAACCCGUUGGAUGAGAGCUGCGAAGUCGACCUGUCGUUUAUGAAAAUUUACAACACGGGAGAAAAAGUUCUGGUCCACAAACACGAGGGACAUAUUCAGAGCAGAAUAGUUUAUUACUUAAUGAAUAUACAUAUUGUGCCUCGAACUAUAUACUUGACCAGACACGGUGAAAGUAUUAUGAAUCUUGAAGGAAGAAUAGGUGGUAAUUCUGCUCUCAGCUCUAGAGGACACGAAUACAGCAACGCGCUAGCUCAAUUCAUCGCGCAGCAGGAUAUACAGGGUUUGAGGGUUUGGACCAGCUGGCUUCAGAGGACUAUACAAACCGCGACUGGAGUCCAAGCUCCACAAGAACGGUGGAAAGCUUUGAAUGAAAUCGAUGCGGGAAUUUGUGAGGAAAUGACCUAUGAAGAAAUAGCUGAGAAAUAUCCAACUGAUUUUGCGGCAAGGGACCAAAAUAAAUUUUCAUACAGGUACCCCAGAGGUGAAAGUUACGAGGAUUUAGUUGCUCGACUAGAGCCAGUCAUUAUGGAAUUGGAACGUCAGGGUAAUGUUCUCGUUGUGACUCAUCAGGCUGUACUACGAUGUUUGCUUGCCUAUUUUCUGGAUAAAAGUUCAGACGAGUUACCAUACUUGAGUGUUCCACUACACACUAUUAUGAAGCUAACACCUGUGGCUUACGGAUGCAAAGUUGAGCACAUCAGGUUGCCGAUAGAUGCAGUGGAUACUCAUCGGCCAAAACCAAAGGUACAUGGAUACUUGGAGGAACGCUUUAGAAACAGAGCACAGAAACUGCUGACGUGAUCUAAUGACGCUGUUUUGAGGAAAAUAAAAAAAUCCUUCCACGCUAAUUCGUGACAAGAACAAAGCAUUGUUGGCAGCUGGCUGUCAAAUUGAGUACGCUGUGAUGCCGGAAUAAUUAAACUCGUUAUUAUGGGGUAAAAAAAGAAAUAGUAAAAUUUCAUUGUUAUCUCUAGCUUCCUAUACUACUAAACUACCUGUCGAGCAAAGGCACGUAUGUAAACUGAAGAAA